GUGCAUAACAAGUGGUCCCAAAACAAAACUUACUAAUAUUUGUUAUAAUGAAUCAUGGUGAAAGUCAAUUCGAGUUAUCUGAAAAUGAAAAUAAUAAACAAAUGAACGACGAUGAAACGAAAGGAUCAAGUGAAGCUGUCUCAUUUUGUGAAAGGAUAAACAAACUUCGAAAAUUUAUAACAGUGGAGCCAUUUUUGGCAAUAUACUUCUUAAGCAACGCACUUUCAGUUGUAGCGUCUCAAAAAUUUAUAACGGAAAGAGAAUGCACAGUAGAUUUGAACUAUCCUGUAGAUAUUUGCUUUAAAAUUGUGGAAGGUAUUCAUGAUAAUUCAACAUUAACUAUGAAAGAUGCAGUUACCUCUGCUAUUGGUAAUUUAUAUACAUGGAAGCAACCUUUGGAAAAAUUUCUACCGGCUAUAUUCAUUCUGAAUAUCGGAGCCUGGAGUGACAGAACUGGAAAUAGAAAAGCGAUCAUACUUGUACCAAUUAUUGGACAAGUAUUUUCUACGGCUACUUAUUUAGCCGGCAUAUUUUUUUCAUCAGCACCAAUAUGGAUUAUUUCACUUAUUGAUUCAUUGAUAUUAACAGCUACUGGUGGAUUGACAAUUUUAUUUUCGGGCGUAUAUUGCUAUGUAGCAGAUGUUACAGAUCCCGAUAACCGUACUGUAAAAGUAGGCGCAAUUGGUAUUGUGGUGUCAAUUAGUGGAAUAAUAGGACAGUUAGUAGCUGGUGAACUCACACAAUCUACUGGGUACAUAGUUCCUAUUGCUAUAUCACUAAUAUGCAGCAUUUUCGGAGUUUUAUAUACGUAUUUCAAAAUACACGACGUUAAUAGAAAAAAGGAAGAGGGUACUAGUUGUGAAAAAAUUGCAAAUUUUCUCAAUCCAAAGAAUUUUUGGGAAUCGUUUUCUUUGUUGGCACUUUCAAAAGGAAUACAAUUUGUGCAGAUUAUUUUGAUUUUGUCUGCGUAUAUCAUCAUAUUGGGACCUCUCUACGGGUUAUUUUCAACGCUAUAUAAUUACCUUCUCGACCGUUACUCCAUGAAUGAAGUGGAAUUCACUUGGUUUGAUUCCAGUGUUCAGAUAAUAACGUCAAUAGGUACAGCCAUAGGAGUCAAACUUUUUACAGAUACCCUGAAAAUACAUGACUCUCUUUUGGGAGUUAUCGCAACAUUUUGCAGAGCAACCAGUUACUUCAUAUAUGCUUUUGCCAAUAACCGUACUUGGUUAUAUAUUGGAGGUGUUUCUGAUAUAUUUGGAAACAUUGGAGUUGUUGCUGUUCGAUCCAUGAGUACUAAAAUUGUAGAUUCGGGUGAUAUAGGUAAACUGACUGCAAUCAUAGCUCUCGCUGAUUCUUUGACCAGUGUCACAGCAAUCCCCUUGUACAAUCAAGUCUGGGUCAACUACAAAAAGUACUUCGAAGGAGCUGCUUACCUCAUGGGAUCUGUAUUGACUAUACCGAACUUCUUCCUUAUGUUUUUGCUGUACUACAUCGAUAAGAAACAAAAGAAAGAUGUCGUCACCAAUCCCGAUUCUAAAGAAAAACAUGUGUAUAGCAAUGAAAUUACAGCACUAUAAUUCUACAAUUCAGCUGUCAGAGCAUCGUUGUUUUAUUUGUUAUAAAUUCCGUAUACUCCAAUAUAAUACUGACGUUGGAAAACAAGCAAGUGAUUUUUUAUUAGUAUUACUAAAUACAUUUAUUUACUGUAUAAGCUAAAAAUGGAUCAUUUUAAUUCAUGUAGUAGGUAUUGUUUUUUUAAUUAAUUUUAAGCCGAUCCCGAAGCCGAGCCGACCGCCUAUAAGAACAAUCCAAAGUUUGUUUAAAUUGAUCCCUUGAUUGACUUUAACAAUUUGCACAGGAAGAAAAGCAGCUAGUUCACGCCUUGUUAUUUUUCGCUACCAAGCUAGCACAAAAUUAUACAUGCACUAGAUAAAUGUACGUCUAUUAUCUAAAACACAGGUAAAAGUCUCAAGUCUCAAGUAAAAUGAGCUGAAUGGCCUUAUGAUAGAAUUGUUAAAGUGUGUAGAUUUAAGUUUUGACUUGUGAAUGUCUUAUAACGUAUCCGUGAUAUUAUUAUAAGAAACAAUUAAACUUAUUCGACAACUUAAAGCUUCACGACCUUGACGGUCUAGUCUAGUCUGACAAAUUUUUAUUAUGAAAUUUAUGUCGAAAUAAAAUUAUUUUUCUAAUAUUCAAUGUAUAUUUUAUUUGGUACAAGUUUUAUUUUCAUUAUUAUA
Amyelois transitella is the source of this 2237-nucleotide messenger RNA. Its product is annotated as proton-coupled folate transporter. Lineage: Eukaryota; Metazoa; Arthropoda; Insecta; Lepidoptera; Pyralidae. Gene Ontology annotation, cellular component: membrane. Bases 48 to 1577 code for a protein of 509 amino acids. Gene Ontology annotation, molecular function: transmembrane transporter activity. The record is from RefSeq and is a predicted model, not a curated record. Gene Ontology annotation, biological process: transmembrane transport. The transcript has 5 exons.